Messenger RNA from Penicillium chermesinum, 444 nucleotides. RefSeq lists its product as uncharacterized. Lineage: Eukaryota; Fungi; Ascomycota; Eurotiomycetes; Eurotiales; Aspergillaceae. Bases 1 to 444 code for a protein of 147 amino acids. The record is from RefSeq and is a predicted model, not a curated record. The transcript has a single exon.
AUGGUUCGCCAGUCUCAAGACGCUCACCAAGGCGGCAGCCUCGCCGACAUGGCCGUCUCAGGCACCGCAAUCCCCAAUGACGCCGGCAAACAAAACCUCAUCCCCUCCGUCCCGCGCCCCGACCAGCGAGCCGAGAACCCUCUCUACAACAACGAGGGCAUCGCUGAGCCCACCCUCGCCACAGCAGCAGACAAUGCCACCGACCUUCCCCGCUCAACCCGCGACGUCGGGCAGACAGGCGAAGUCAUGACCGGAACUGGCGAUUCCGUUCCCGCCAGCAUUGAGUCGAAGCGCGCGUACAUGGGUACGAAUAUCUCGGGCGCGCCGGGCGACACCCGUGACAUGAAGCAUAACAAGCAAAACCGCAGCUCGUUUGAGCGGUACGCGAAGGAGGACGAGGACGCGGCGGAGUAUAUUGGAGAGCAUGCGGCGCGGAAUGCCUAA